AUGGCGAGUCUCCUGGUGUUCCCUGGGGCAGCAGCCUUAUUCUGUGGGGAGACGCCAGCUAUGCCCAGUGCAGCCUACCCACCAAGCCACACGCAGCGGCACUGGGUCACGGCCUUCUUGGGCCGCUACCUUGCUCUGGACAGCUGGGACAAGACAGAACAGUUAGGGCCACAGAGAGCGCGGGUGCUGUCCAGCUUGGGAGGGGCAGAGAGACAGGGAGCAGGACACAGGAGCAGGGGGAAGGGCACUGCGGCUGGAGCCGCCAUCCAAGCCGUGUGCCGGGCAGUCACCUGGAGCCUGGGUGUCUUCGCCUGCACAGGAACAUGUGGGGCCAGUGGGCCUGACACCCUGUCAGCGUUCUGGGGCCCCAGGUCAGGGUGCAGCCUAUCAGCCCCAGAGGCACCCACAGCUCCCCAGGGCAUGGGCGGCCCGAAGGAGGUGCACUGCUCCUGGGGUCCCCCACCAGCAGGCGUGGCUCAGGGACAACUUCCUAGCCCAGGAAAGAUCUCCCCCCGAGUGGUGAGGGGCUGUUUGGGGGCGCUGAGGAGUGCUGGAGAGACCUGGCCGGCUUUCCUAAAAGUGAGAAGCUCCCCGCUGUGCGCCCCUACCCCAGACAGCAGGGAAGGCAGGAGGCCCGGCUCGCCAGCCUCCCGGGCCUCCACGCACACUCGGGAACUCGCCCUGACAGAGCCACAGACCCCGUGGGACAUCACGGGGCAGAGGGCCCGGCCAGGGCCGCGAACCCAGGGAGGAAGACACAUCCCAGGGGCGGCUACCUGCGCUCCAGGCCCUUUGCCCCGCGGACGACCCCUCCAGCUCUGCGGAGAGCGAUGCAUCCGCCCGCUCCCUGCAGGGCCCGGCCCGCCCCAUCUCGGCCAGGGCGGGAGCGAGCGCGGUCCCGGUCCUGACAAAAAGUUGGGCGACCAGGUCCCCUGCGUGCACGGCGACGGGGCGCGGGCUGCGGGCGCAGCGGUUCCGGCUCAGACCCGCCGCCCGGCAAGGCCUCGACCGCGAGGGCGGUUCUGGGCAGCCCAGCGCCCAGCGCGUGGGACCGG
This is a messenger RNA of Chinchilla lanigera (long-tailed chinchilla), 1055 nucleotides long. RefSeq names its product translation initiation factor IF-2-like. The record is from RefSeq and is a predicted model, not a curated record. NCBI's taxonomy places the organism in Eukaryota, Metazoa, Chordata, Mammalia, Rodentia, Chinchillidae.